Messenger RNA from Hyaloscypha bicolor E, 1330 nucleotides. Its product is annotated as DUF1681-domain-containing protein. The transcript has a single exon. Bases 151 to 957 code for a protein of 268 amino acids. Gene Ontology annotation, biological process: endocytosis. Gene Ontology annotation, cellular component: membrane; clathrin vesicle coat. The record is from RefSeq and is a predicted model, not a curated record. Lineage: Eukaryota; Fungi; Ascomycota; Leotiomycetes; Helotiales; Hyaloscyphaceae.
GACGGACCGCAGUGAUUGGAGAUCCCACAAAGCUGCCAGCGUCUCAAUAUCGUCUCUUCUAACACCUCCCAUCUCCCCUCCCCAUCCUAAAAUGCGCACCGUCUCAGUAUAACACUCCAUUGCCUCGAUUUGACACCCCAUCUCCCAGCAAUGGAGACCAUUGACCCCGCAACUGGCCAGCCCCUCCCCAACGACGCCAUCCAGCGGAUCCUCUUCAUCGCCAACUCCGUGCACGUCUACAACAUCCCCCCUCUCACUAGCACCAGAGGUUAUGUAGCCGCUGCCUGGACCGCCGACAACAGCAAGCGCCAGAUCUUCACCGCACGCAUACGAAUUCUCGAAACCGCUAUCCCAAACCCCUCCUCAACUGGCGAGACCAUAAAAACAGAUAUUCUCUUGGAGGACCCAAAGAAUGGACAGCUGUUUGCGGCCGCGCCGUACACGGCGAGUUCAGUGGUUGAACAGGUGCUGGAUUCGAGUCGGUUCUUUGCCGUGAGGGUGCAAGGAGAGGGGGGGAGGAAGGCGGUCUUGGGUAUCGGGUUUGAGGAGCGGAGUGAGGCGUUUGAUUUUAGUGUUGCGCUGCAGGAGGUUAGGAAGACGUUGGGGAUUGAGGAUAAUGGGAAGGCGGGAGGGAAGAAGGUGCUGAAGGAGGACAAGCUACCGGAAAUGAAGGACUUUAGUUUGAAGGAAGGCGAGACGAUUACGGUUAAUAUUGGAGGAAGAGGGAUGGGGAGAAGACAUCCACCAAAGGAGGACGAUCAAAGUAGUAAAGGAUUGAGCGGUUUCUCGUUACCGCCUCCGCCUGGAGGAGGAGGUUUGGGAUCUUUCUUGCCCCCACCGCCGAGUGCACAAGAGAUUAAGACGCAGAAAAGAUUAAGCCAGACGUUUGAACCGCCGCGGCCGGGAUCGAUAGAAGAUAUGGGAUUUGAUGACGGCGAAUUUGGGGAGUUUCAAUAGCGAAAAGUAAUAUUUUAUUGACCCAAUCUUUGAUUUCCCUGGCCAUAGCUUCACUGUACAACAUCUGAAUGUGCCAACACCGGGAAAGGAUGGUGUAAAUGCAGAUCAAACUCGAUUCCUUCCUGUACUUCACCCAAAAUUCCCUCUUCCCGCUGGCCCUUUCUUGACCUAGGAACCAGGCUCCUGAUUUCUAUUCUUGGAAAGUUUAUGAAUGCCCACGUCUUUUUUCUCCGGCAUGAGCUCCGAAAUGUUCAUGCCCGAUGUCAGGAGAACGGCGAGGCUGGGAAGACUAAGCCGCUUGACUUGGGGCCCAGAAGCGGCAGUGGUGUUGGUUGAGAGGACUUCCAGCUGCUCAGCGGUGUCGUUCAAAGAC